AAUUCAACAUAUGUAUGAUGCAGAAUUAAUCAGAGACCCGACAGACUACAAAUGAACCUACCGUGCCAAUAUGCUACGUUUCCUAAUGGAAUGAACAAGUACCUUUGGUUGACGGUCUUAAUAGUCAGUGCGAGUGGCAUGGAAACCGACUUCGGCUGCUGUGAGAAAUCAAACGGAUAUUGUAUAGAAUGUUGUGAAAACUACCAUUUUUUGGACGAAAUGUGUCAAGUAUGUCCUCUAGGCUUUCAUGGUGUCAGGUGCCGGAAAGAAUGUGGUUAUCCUUGGUAUGGAAAGCUGUGUAGCUCCAUUUGCAACUGUUCCAAGGCUGAAUGUCACUCCGCUCUCGGCUGUCUAAGCUAUGAUAAAGACACUAUCGCAUCGUCAACUUUCAACAUGAUUCCGUCCACAAGUUAUAAUGAAAAACAAGUCAAUUCGCUUGUGACAACAUCGGAGAGAUCACACGUAUCCACGGACUCUGAAAAUACCUACAAAACAGCUAACACAUCAAAGGAAACGGAACCACAUUUAGGACACGAGCCCCAUCUAUUCCUUUUCGUGAAAAUACUCGGGGUAGCCCUCGGGAUUAGCGUGAUAAUCAUACUUGGACUUAUCUGUUUAUUCUUAUACAACAAAAGACAAAGAAAUCUAAUGAGUCUUCAGCAGCAUCAGUUUUACUGGUAG
This is a messenger RNA of Magallana angulata, 681 nucleotides long. RefSeq lists its product as uncharacterized. NCBI's taxonomy places the organism in Eukaryota, Metazoa, Mollusca, Bivalvia, Ostreida, Ostreidae. The record is from RefSeq and is a predicted model, not a curated record. The coding region runs from base 52 to 681 and encodes 209 amino acids. The transcript is spliced from 5 exons.